Molecule: messenger RNA, 1915 nt
Organism: Bombus huntii
Lineage: Eukaryota; Metazoa; Arthropoda; Insecta; Hymenoptera; Apidae
Product: pyrimidodiazepine synthase-like
Exons: 5
Coding region: 1019-1744 (241 amino acids)
Biological process (GO): glutathione metabolic process
Cellular component (GO): cytoplasm
Molecular function (GO): glutathione dehydrogenase (ascorbate) activity; glutathione transferase activity
Source: RefSeq, a predicted model, not a curated record
GUUGGUUGAUUUGUAGAAGGAAAGAAUGGUUCAGAAUUUACGUGUAUUUAAAAGGAGGUUAAGUGAGUUGAACUAAGUUAGUAGAAAAUUGUUGUUUAGAUUGCCUAAUUUUUUUAUUAGAGAUAGGGAAAACUUUUAUCAAAUACAGAUUUAAAUUUGAAAGAAAAACCGUUGACUGGUGUUUAGAAAGUCGUUGUAAAUAUUCAAAUUCAAAUUUAAAGAACAUUAUUAAUAGUGGUAAUACAUGAAAUAUCUUGCAUUAUCUUAACAAUCAAAUGAGGAUAUUAAAAUUAUCAACAAUAUAAUGGCGUCCGUAGAACGAAAUCAAUGCAAAUAAGUUAACAUUUCCGCAUAAAUAUAUAUAAUAUUUGAGCAAAAUAUUAUUUCCUCGUUUAACUUACAUUUAUACAAAAACGAUUACACUUAUUUCAACUUUAUAACUAUUUAUACAAUGUAAAGUUAACUUACAUCCUUUUUAAAAUUCCAGAUAUAUAAAUGUAGAAAGCAUGAUCCUCAAAAGCCAUUCCAUUUUUAAAAUAUGUACCUAGGAAACACAGAAAUCCAAUUUCUCAGAACCAACAUCGAAAUAUCAAACAUCCCUACUAACACGAACUUCUAAAAUUUGUUUUCCCCAAAAACUAGGGCCUUAAAUCUUAAAGGUUGUCGAACUUCGCUCCAAUAUAUGGUUCUAUUUGAAAAACUCACGAGUAAUAAUUCUUUAUUGUUUGAAAAAAAAAUGGAAAAAUAUUAUUAUUAUCGAUGACUCAUUAAUUAUAAUAAUUAAAAUGACUUUGAGAACGUGUUUUAUUAUAUGUAAGGUAUAUAAAGACAUCAAAUUGUUGAGAUCUCGUUCCGGAUUAACGACAGGUAACCUGCGCCUGGAGAACCUUGAACUAUCACCGAUGUUUAUCAGACCGCCUGGGUGUAUGAAAAUGUGCAACAUUAUUCACAGCGAAAAAGAAAUUACAUAAUUAAUCGUAGAGAUUCUUAAAACUUUCUAACCGACGAUAUAAUCAAAAUGAGUUUGAAACACUUGGCUACCGGAUCAGUUGCCCCGCCCAUUGUAUCUGGAAAAAUACGUUUGUAUAGCAUGCGAUUUUGUCCGUAUGCCCAAAGAAUUCAUUUAGUACUUGACGCGAAACAUAUACCACAUGAUGUUGUUUAUAUUAAUUUGACAAAUAAACCUGAAUGGUUACUAGAAAAAAGUCCUUUGGGCAAAGUUCCUUGUAUAGAAUUGGAAGGAGGAGAAACAUUAUAUGAAAGCCUUGUGAUUGCUGAAUAUUUGGAUGAUGCAUAUCCACAAAACAAACUUUAUCCUGGUAAUCCCCUUGCUAGAGCUAAGGAUAAGUUGUUAAUUGGUAGAUUUAACUCUGUUAUAAAUACUUUGUAUAAGUUAUAUGUCAGUACAUCUAUAGACAGAGACAUAUUUGAUGAAGUCUUAUCAGAAUUGGGUCUUUUUGAAAGAGAACUUGUAUCAAAAGGAACACCAUUCUUUCAUGGUAGUUCUCCUGGUAUGUUAGAUUUUAUGAUAUGGCCAUGGUGGGAGAGAUCUGAUGUAGUUAGAGUUUUACGUGGAGAUCAGUUUACUAUACCACGUGAUAGGUUCAAGAGAUUGUUGGAAUGGAAAUCUGCCAUGAAGGAGAAUCCUGUUGUUCGAGCUAGUUACUUAGAUACCGAAGUACAUGCUAAGUACAUGCGAAGUCGUCGUGCUGGAACGCCACAGUACGAUUUAGUUACUGCUUAAGUUAAUAACUUCUAAUUUGUAUCUUCAAAUAUAUAUGUUUAUAAAUAAUAUAAUAUAUUUAGAAAUGAAACAUUACUCGCAGAAUGUUGCUAAUAAUUUAAUGAUUAUCAGUUUAUAAAUGUUGUGAAUUUGUUGUAAAACUAAUAUAAACAUAACUUUCUAUUUCGUUAA